UUCAUCAUAGACGUCGUCUUUGUCAAAAUCAGUUUUGGUUGGCUGCUACCCGCCGAAUUCGUACACAGAAAAAUAACAAUCGCAAGCAUGGACCCCAGCGCCACGUCGUUAAUAACCCGCGUACUUCUCACUGGUCCGCCCGGAAUAGGAAAGACCACGGUAUGUAUGAAUAUUGCUUCCAUAUUGGAAAAGCAAAAUCGUACAUUCAAUGGUUUUUAUACGGAAGAAGUACGAGGAGAAAAUGGUAGUAGAAUAGGUUUUGAUAUUGUUCUAAUAAAGGAUAAAGAGAAGAGGAUACCUUUGGCACGCACAGAAAAUAGAUUAAGUCAGCAGCAAUUUUCUAAAUAUCGAGUGGGAAACUAUCAUGUGUUUGUUAAUAAUUUCGAAAAUUCUGUUUUGCCGGUGAUAAAAACUGAUGUGGAUAUAUUACUGAUUGAUGAAAUUGGGAAAAUGGAACUAUAUAGUAAGAAGUUUUAUGAUGAAGUGUUCGAUAUAUUUUUUGGCUUGCAGAAUAAAAAAACUUAUAUUGUUGCAACCAUACCACAAAUGCAUAAGGUACCACAACGUUUUUUGACACUAUUUCAAAAGCUACAUGAAGAUAAUAGAUGUAAGGUUAUAAAUGUUAAUCGUCAAAAUCGAAAUAAUCUGCCCAAUGAAAUAGUUUCCAUCGUAUCAUAAAUAUCUGUUUAAAAAAAACACAUAUUUUAUGUACAUUAUAAACAUCAUUUAUUAUUAACAAAACAAAAUAUUAGUUAAAUAAAUUCUACCAAUCACAAUAAAUUUGUAAAAAAGUAGUCACAAAUAAUGUGACAAAAAGUGAUUGGCUGGAAUAUUGUACUACAUAGUCAUGCCAAAUCGCAUAUGUAUUAGAUUUUUUUUUUUUUUUCUGAUAAUAUUCACUGUUUCAUAAAAGAAACCACCAUUAUACAGUAAAGAAUAAAUUAAUGAACUAAUAAAUAACAAGAGUCCUGUCUUUAGAAUUUGGCUUUUUACAUAUAAA
Vespula vulgaris is the source of this 1000-nucleotide messenger RNA. Its product is annotated as nucleoside-triphosphatase THEP1. The record is from RefSeq and is a predicted model, not a curated record. Bases 88 to 678 code for a protein of 196 amino acids. NCBI's taxonomy places the organism in Eukaryota, Metazoa, Arthropoda, Insecta, Hymenoptera, Vespidae. The transcript is spliced from 4 exons. Gene Ontology annotation, molecular function: ribonucleoside triphosphate phosphatase activity.